AUGGACAUCGUAAAGGCAGUGCAGAACUAUAUUAACAAGAUGGUCAAUGAAGUACCGGGUAUAAAGGUGCUGCUACUUGACGCAGAGACGACUCCGAUUAUUUCGAACGUAAUGACUCAAUCUAGCCUCUUAUCACAUGAAACUUAUUUGGUCGAUCGAAUUGAUAAUAGAAAUCGCGAUAGAAUGCGACACCUCAAAUGCAUUUGUUUUCUACGGCCUACGAAGGAGACCAUACAGUUGUUGGUUGAAGAACUUAGAGAUCCCAGUUACGGAGAUUAUUACUUAUACUUUAGUAAUACAUUGAAACAAUCGUCAGUCGAAAGAUUGGCCGAGGUGGACGAACACGAAGUUGUUCGCGAAGUGCAGCAUAGACUUUAUGAUAAAUCACCAAAUACAUGGGACAAUAAAACGUUUCGGCGAGUCGUUGAAGGUGUACUUGCUGUUUUACUUUCAUUAAAGAAAAAACCCUUGAUACGUUACGAGAAAAUGAGUGUCAUGGCAAAGGAACUCGCAACAGAAGUUCUUCACAAUAUUCAGAGUGAAGGACAGUUAUUUGAUUUUCGUCGAACGGAUACUCCGCCGAUAUUACUUAUAUUAGAUCGUCGGAAUGAUCCAGUCACUCCUUUGUUAUCACAAUGGACUUACCAAGCAAUGGUCCAUGAAUUACUUGGAAUCCAUAAUGGCCGCGUAGAUUUAUCGGAUGUUCCUGAUAUACGUCCGGAAUUGAAGGAAAUCGUUCUUUCUAGAGAUCAAGAUCCAUUUUACAAGAAAAAUAUGUACUUGAAUCUUGGAGAUCUGGGUGCCAAUAUCAAAUCACACGUUGAAGAGUAUCAGGCCAAAACUAAAUCGAGUAUGAAUAUAGAGUCUAUCGGCGAUAUGAAGCGAUUUUUAGAAGGAUAUCCUGAAUUCAGAAAACUAUCUGGUAAUGUAGGCAAGCAUGUAGCUUUGGUUGGAGAAUUAAGUCGUCUGGUGGAAAAGGAAAAUCUAUUAGAAGUUGGUGAAUUGGAACAGAGUCUGGCUUGUUAUGAGCAGCACAAUAACGAUUUAAAGAGUUUACAAAAACUUAUAGCGAGUCCUAAAGUAUCAGAUGAUAGUAAGAUUCGACUAACUUUAUUAUAUUCCUUGCGAUACGAAAAAUCACCAAAUAAUGACAUCAACUCAUUAAUUGAUCUAUUACAUCAUCACGGUGUUAGCGAACAAAAGAUUUCUUUGAUUGGAUCAAUGAUAAAAUUUGCUGGAUCUGAUCAAAGACAGGAUGAUUUAUUCUCUAAUGAGGGUUUAUUGUUCAAAGGACGAAAUUUUCUUAAAGGGUUGAAGGGAGUUGAGAAUGUAUAUACACAACACUCUCCACAUCUUUCGCAGACGCUUGAACUUUUAAUUAAAGGCAAAUUGAAAGAAUCUAGUUACCCAUUUAUUGAUGGGUCAACCAAAGACAGGCCACAAGAUAUUAUCAUACUUAUGGUUGGGGGCGUUACAUAUGAAGAAGCUCGAAAUAUUGCUCAAUUAAAUGAAUCAACAGCUGGUGUUCGUAUUGUAUUAGGUGGAACUACAGUACACAAUAGCAAUAGUUUCUUGAAUGAAAUUCAAGAUGCAUUUUACAGAUUCCCGUCGGAUGAUACAGGUACUAGGACACCACGAAUUGGUAAAUCAUAA
Funneliformis geosporum is the source of this 1653-nucleotide messenger RNA. The record is from the annotation of a GenBank genome assembly. NCBI's taxonomy places the organism in Eukaryota, Fungi, Glomeromycota, Glomeromycetes, Glomerales, Glomeraceae.